Protopolystoma xenopodis is the source of this 456-nucleotide messenger RNA. Lineage: Eukaryota; Metazoa; Platyhelminthes; Monogenea; Polystomatidea; Polystomatidae. The record is from the annotation of a GenBank genome assembly.
AUGUUUGGCGGAGAGAUUCGAACUUUGAUUCCACCAGCAGACGACGGCGGAUGCCUCUUGACCAGCUGCCGAUUUGCUUUACAAAGAAUUCAUGCUGACGCUGUUUCCGAGGCAAUCUCCUUCGGUCAAGAGGAAUCCGCCGUCGUCUUCUGGUGGAAUCGACCUUCAAAUCUCUUCACCAAACACUUUUACUCGAAAUGGAAGAGAUCCCCUCGGAAACAGCAUCAACAAGAAUCUUCCAGGAAAGCCAAUCUACAGCUGGUCAAGAGGAACCCGCCGUCAUCUUCCGGUGGAAUUGAUCUUGGAAACUUUUCACCAAAUCCUUUCACUCGUAAGGGAAGUGGGCUCAACAAAUAUGGUUUUUCGCUCAAGCCAGCAUUUGGAGAUGCGCUUACAAGCGCUGGAUUUAAUUCUUCUCCUACUUGUCUCUCUGUGGCUAGAGCAAAGUGUACAUAG